AUGCAAGGCUUCGAUAUUAUUCUUGGUAUUUUAUCUCUCUUAAGAAGUGCUACGGCACAACAAGACAAAAAGUUAAUCCAACAAGCAAUUGUACAAGAAAUUCCAACACACUUUAGUGCUAUUUAUGUCGAAAAAAUAAU
Cetraspora pellucida is the source of this 140-nucleotide messenger RNA. Lineage: Eukaryota; Fungi; Glomeromycota; Glomeromycetes; Diversisporales; Gigasporaceae. The record is from the annotation of a GenBank genome assembly.